Pseudomassariella vexata is the source of this 1739-nucleotide messenger RNA. RefSeq names its product 3-ketoacyl-CoA thiolase. The record is from RefSeq and is a predicted model, not a curated record. NCBI's taxonomy places the organism in Eukaryota, Fungi, Ascomycota, Sordariomycetes, Amphisphaeriales, Pseudomassariaceae. Gene Ontology annotation, cellular component: peroxisome. The transcript has 3 exons. The coding region runs from base 154 to 1401 and encodes 415 amino acids. Gene Ontology annotation, biological process: fatty acid beta-oxidation; phenylacetate catabolic process. Gene Ontology annotation, molecular function: acetyl-CoA C-acyltransferase activity.
AGGCCUUUCAUCCCAUCUGACACGGACGAGCUUUGGGUAAAUUCGUCAAUUGAACUACUCUACUUCUCUUCGUGCCGUUUCAAUUCGACACUAUCAUCGCCUCGCCAUUUCCCUUAGCAUCUUCCACGUGUUCUCACCAACUCCUGAAUCAAGAUGGCUGCCGAACGCCUUGGGUCGAUCUUGAAGCACCUCACGCCAGGCACUGCUCUGUCUCAAAUUACGUCCAAAAAUGCCGACGACAUCGUGAUUACCCUCGCCGUCCGAACGCCGCUCUGCAAGGCAAAGAAGGGUGGAUUCAAAGACACGGAGCUGGAAUACAUGAUCUUUGCCCUUCUCCAGCAAGUAAAAGAGCGCAUGGGAUUUGAUCCGGCUCUGGUUGAGGACUUCUGUCUGGGAAAUGUCUCCGAUGGCAAAGCCGCCUACAAAGUCCGCGCCGCUGCCCUUGCAGCCGGCUUCCCCAACACCGCCGGCGCCUCCUCCGUGAACCGGUUCUGUAGCUCCGGCCUCAAAGCCACCGCCGAUAUCGCACACUCCAUCACGUGUGGCUCAAUCGAAGUGGGCAUCGCUUUGGGCGCCGAAUCGAUGAGUAUCGGGGGCGACGCGCUCGAUAAGCCCUUCGACGAGGACAUGACCAGCCACAGCCAGGAGGCGCGCGACGCCAUGAUGGCCAUGGGGUGGACGAGCGAGAAUGUGGGUAAGGACUUUGGGCUCACGCGCGAACAGGUCGACACCUAUGCCGCUGAGAGCUUCCGAAGAGCCGAGGAGGCGCAGAAGAAGGGGUUGUUUGAUGAUGAGAUUGUGCCGAUCACGACGAAGGUUAAGGGAGCCGAUGGGGAGGUCAAAAAGGUUACGCUCACGAGAGAUGAGGGCAUUCGGCCGGGGACUACAGCCGAGGGGCUGAUGAAAAUUCGGACGGCAUUCCCGGAGUGGGGCCCGAUUACUACGGGUGGCAAUGCUAGUCAGGUAACGGAUGGAGCGGCGGCGGUGGUGUUGAUGAAGCGGUCGACGGCGAUCAAGCUUGGUGUGCCUGUUGUGGCCAAGUACGUUGGCUCGACGGUUGCUGGUCUGGCGCCCCGUAUCAUGGGCAUUGGCCCCACGGUGGCUAUUCCCAAGCUUCUGUCGCAGUUCAGCUUGAACAUCAACGACUGCGACGUCAUUGAGAUCAACGAGGCCUUCGGCACCAUGGCUGUCUACUGCAGAGACAAGCUGGGACUCGACUGGAAGAAGAUGAACCCGCGUGGAGGUGCUAUUGCUCUGGGUCACCCUCUCGGUGCGACUGGUGCCCGACAGAUUGUCACUGGGCUAAGCGAGUGCAGGAGGACCAGCAAGAAGAUCCUGCUUACUAGUAUGUGCAUUGGUACGGGUAUGGGCAUGGCUGGUCUGUUUGUAAAUGAGCAAUGAUUAAGUACAUCAUGUAAAUAAUAUGAUCCAAGCGCGCUAAUUUUGCUGUUUGGGAUGCAUUAUGCCAGGUUCUUACUGCUUCCGACAUGGCCAUGCAUGCCAGUCAAUUCUUGAUGACUAGCCUCGGAAACAUGUGCUUUGGCACUAGCGCUGGUCCAAUGAACUACUGUACCACACCCAAUGCCAGGACGACAAUCAUCAAUUCGAUGCCUCCUAUGCGCCAGGCCAAUAUGCCGCAUCUCCUCGUGCCUGGGCAUGAUCGGCACAAGUUUGCUGGGUGGCGCUACUGAGGGGGACCACCGCUUUCAGCAUCGUUAAUCACUUGACACUGAAAUUAC